CAGAAGAUGGGGAGAAUGGGAGCAUCAAGAAUAGAAGAGUAGUAUUGAAAGGGAUAGCCGAUGGAUUACAUUACAGUUUUGCUUUUGCUUUCCUUUGUGUGGACCUGCAUUCAUCUCCUCAAGCUCAGUCCAACUGGCCGGAAACCCAGUACAGCCAGCCUCCCUCCAGGCCCCCGCCCCUUUCCAAUCAUCGGCAACAUCCUCAAACUUGGGGACAAACCUCAUCAAUCUCUUACAAAUCUCUCCAAAAUAUAUGGCCCUGUAAUGUAUCUCAAGCUUGGGAGUGUUUCCACCAUAGUCAUUUCCUCUUCUGAAACUGCCAAAGAGGUCCUACACAGAAAUGAUCAAGCCUUCUCUGGCCGAGUAGUCCUAGAUACCAUCAAAGCCCAUAACCAUCAUGAAUCUUCGGUGGUAUGGAGUCCGGCAUCUGCUUAUUGGCGAAAGAUUAGGAAGAUAUGCACCAGGGAAAUGUUUUCGGUGCAGCGGCUUGAUGCCAGCCAAGGCCUUAGGAGAAAAAUAGUACAGGAACUGCUGGACUAUGCGAAAGAAUGUUGCGGUAGGGGUUGUGCAGUCAAUAUUGGUGGAGCAGCCUUCACAGCAAGCCUUAAUUUGUUAUCAAACACCAUUUUCUCCAUUAAUUUGGCUCAUCACGGCUCUACUUUUUCACAAGAGUUCAAGGAUAUCGUAUGGCGUACGAUGGAAGACGCUGGAAGACCCAAUUUUGCAGAUUAUUUCCCGGCCUUUAAAUUGAUUGACCCACAAGGUAUACGGCGGAACGUGAAGAUUCAUGUAGAUAAAUUGAUUCAUAUUUUUGAAGGUAUAAUCAAUCAAAGGUUGCAAUCAAAAGCCUCAUCAGCAAGCAACGAUGUACUAGAUGCCUUCCUCAAUCUCACAGAAGAAAAUAACCAAGAGUGGAGCUGCAGAGAUAUUAUACAUUUGCUUAUGGAUCUCUUUCUUGCGGGAACUGACACCACUUCAGAAACAAUAGAGUGGGCAAUGGCAGAGCUACUACACAACCCGGAAACAAUGGCAAAAGCUCAAAGGGAGCUCCAAGAAGUCCUUGGCAAGGAUGGGAUAGUUCAAGAAUCAGACAUCUCAAAGCUCCCUUACUUACAAGCCAUAGUCAAAGAGACCUUUAGGUUGCACCCACCAGCCCCACUGCUAGUUCCCCAUAAAGCUGAAACUGAUGUAGAAAUAUGUGGCUUCACAGUUCCAAAGAAUUCCCAAGUACUAAUUAAUGUAUGGGCUAUUGGUCGAGAUCCAAGCACUUGGUCAAACCCGAAUGCAUUCGUGCCUGAGAGGUUUUUGGGGUGUGAUAUUGAUGUCAAAGGCCGGGAUUUUGAGUUGAUUUCAUUUGGUGCGGGAAGAAGAAUAUGUCUUGGACUGCCAUUAGCUCAUAGGAUGGUGCACCUGAUAUUGGCCUCUCUUCUUCAUUCCUAUGCUUGGAAGCUUGACGAUGGUAUGAAAACAGCAGAUAUGGACAUGAAUGAGAAAUUGGGGUUGACAUUACACAAGGUCCAGCCUCUACGGGCUAUUCCAAUCAAAGUUUGAUUGUAUUUUUAUGUCUUAAUGAAUGUAACUUCUAUGUUGUUUAUGUACCCUAUCAUUACCUAAUACGCACCCAAGGUUUUCAAAAGAUUUAGUAAAAUUGAGUUA
This is a messenger RNA of Vitis riparia (riverbank grape), 1656 nucleotides long. Its product is annotated as cytochrome P450 76T24-like. Bases 61 to 1551 code for a protein of 496 amino acids. The transcript has 2 exons. The record is from RefSeq and is a predicted model, not a curated record. Lineage: Eukaryota; Viridiplantae; Streptophyta; Magnoliopsida; Vitales; Vitaceae. Gene Ontology annotation, molecular function: monooxygenase activity; iron ion binding; heme binding.